CAUAUACAAGUACUCCCCCAUUUCAAAAUCCACCCACUAAAACCCUAAAACUCUUAACUCUACAGAGUAGUGAAAUCAAUGGCGAUAAUUUCCGAUUACAAUGAGCAAGACAACAAACCACCUGUAUCAGCAAAGCCAUUUAAGGCUGUUCUUGAUCCUGCAAACCCUCUAGGGUUUCUGGAAACAGUGUUUGAAUUUCUGGGGCGAGAGUCCGAUAUCUUCAAGAGCGAUUCUUUGGUAAGUGAUGUCAAUGCUGUUGUUCGUAUGGUGAAGGAAAAUCUUGAUACUGAGGAAAGGAAGAGGAAAGAUAAAGUAGAAGAAUCAACAGGAAAACCCGAAAAGAAGUUUAAGGAAGAUGUUCCUGUUGGAGAGGUUAAGGAGACAAAGGUCGAAGAGGUUAAUGAGGCUAAGAGUGCUAGUGAAGCCAUGGAGGAGGACAAGAAGGGGCCUAGAGCUCCAAACAUAGGCAAUGGCCUUGAUCUUGACAACUACUCCUGGGGUCAAUCCCUGCAGGAGGUCAAUCUUAACAUUCCUGUUCCUCAUGGAACAAAGUCACGGUUUAUUGUUUGCGAUAUAAAGAAGAACCAUCUUACAGUUGGACUAAAGGGUCAGCCUCCGAUAAUUGAUGGAGAACUCUAUCGACCUGUCAAAGUCGAGGAUUGUUUCUGGAGCUUAGAGGAUCAGAAAUCCAUAUCUGUACUCCUUACCAAGAAGGACCAGAUGGAUUGGUGGAAAUGUGUGGUGAAAGGUGAACCUGAAGUCGAGACCCAGAAAGUUGAACCUGAACCUAGCAAGCUAUCGGACUUGGACCCAGAGACUCGAGCUACUGUCGAAAAGAUGAUGUUUGAUCAGCGACAGAAAUCAAUGGGCCUUCCAACAAGUGAUGAAACGCAAAAACAGGAUCUCCUAAAGAAAUUUAUGGCUCAGCAUCCAAAUAUGGACUUCUCAAGGGCGAAGCUAUCCUGAUUCGCGGUUCUUUUUUGCUGACCAUAUUACUGAAUGGGAAAAAACCUAGACCUUUUUUUGGCCAUCUCUUCUUUACUUCAUUUGGGAUUCAAGAUGUUUUUGUGCAUAUGGGAAACCUAUAUUCUAUAGCGACUUUUGUGUAGACUAACGAAGAUAGUUACUUAUAUACUGCUACUGCAGUAAUUGAUCUAAACAGUAAACGUAAUCUGAAUAUGUUUAGUUCUAUUGA
Molecule: messenger RNA, 1195 nt
Organism: Lycium ferocissimum
Lineage: Eukaryota; Viridiplantae; Streptophyta; Magnoliopsida; Solanales; Solanaceae
Product: protein BOBBER 1-like
Exons: 6
Coding region: 79-966 (295 amino acids)
Biological process (GO): protein folding
Cellular component (GO): cytoplasm
Source: RefSeq, a predicted model, not a curated record